CUCUUCAUCCGCUGCUUCUUCUCUCGUCUUUCAAUCAUCACUUAAUCGUCCUUUUCUGCCAUUGUUGUGAAACCUUAACUGUUCGCUCUAUUCACUCUCUCUUGUCUUUUGCUCUCUCUGUUUCUGUUCCCUCUCUCUCUCCCUCUGUGUUUGUUUUCAGUGCCAGGAGCUCUGGUUCUGCAAGAAGAGAUUCCGAUUACAGAGCUGCGAGUUUCUUUAGCAAGCACAACAAUUACACACCUCUCUUAUUGAUAUAGGCAGCAAAGGAAAGCUUUUGUGAAAUGGACGCCAUGGCUACAGAGCAGUAUAUUGAAGAAGCAGUAGCUGAAAAUGAUUAUAACAGAGAGGAUAAAUCUCCUCUAGACAUCUGCAAGUCUUCUGACACUCUCGUAGAUUCCGAUGAUAGCCCCUGUAAUGGAUUCGAUUGCAAUAUUUGCCUGGAUUCUGUACAGGACCCAGUGGUGACACUUUGUGGUCACCUUUACUGCUGGCCCUGCAUGUACAAAUGGCUUCAUUUCCAGAGCAUCUCCACAGAAAACGAAGAUCUGCAGAUGCAGCAGCAAUGUCCUGUAUGCAAGGCUGAAGUUUCUGAAGGCACCUUGGUUCCACUCUUUGGACGAGGCCAAACAACAAAACCCUCUAAAAGCAAAGCCCCCAAUCUGGGAAUAAUUAUUCCUAGAAGACCUCUUGGUCUUGCAUGUGGAUUUGAUUCACCAAGAUCAUCUUUUACCACAAGUAGUAAUCCACGUCCAACCCAGCAAAUUUAUAAUCGUGAUUAUUCUCCUCAUCAAUCUCAACUAUACUACUCUCAGCCUGGAAUAAGUUACCCUCCUGCUUCUUCAAUGCUUACCCCACGAGUUGCAACAGCGAACAUGUACGAUCCAAUGAUAGGAAUGUUCGGGGAGAUGAUUUAUGCAAGGGUCUUCGGUAACUCCAUAACCAAUAUUUACGGCUACCCUAAUUCAUAUAAUCUUACAGGAAGCAGCAGUCCUAGAAUGAGAAGGCACAUAUUGCAGGCUGACAGGUCCCUUAGCAGAAUCUGCUUUUUCCUCUUCUGUUGUGUAUUUUUGUGUUUCCUCUCAUUUUGAUAUGUUGUUUAUAUAUAUAUAUAUAUAUAUAUAUAUAUAUAUAUAUAUAUAUAUAUAUAUUCACAAAGUACAUGAUAUACACAGAAUCAGCCGGAUGUAUUUGGUGCCAUAGCUAUUGCAUAUCCUGUGCUGUGCAUGCGGUAUUUGUAAUUAGUUAAAAGAGUUUUCUUGAGCUUAAUGAUUGAAUUAAUCUUCUCAUUUAUUUUAAUGAAGUUCAAGAGUUGGAAUAA
This is a messenger RNA of Hevea brasiliensis (rubber tree), 1318 nucleotides long. Its product is annotated as E3 ubiquitin-protein ligase RMA1H1. Gene Ontology annotation, molecular function: metal ion binding; ubiquitin protein ligase activity; ubiquitin-like protein conjugating enzyme binding. The record is from RefSeq and is a predicted model, not a curated record. Gene Ontology annotation, biological process: ubiquitin-dependent protein catabolic process. Gene Ontology annotation, cellular component: endoplasmic reticulum. NCBI's taxonomy places the organism in Eukaryota, Viridiplantae, Streptophyta, Magnoliopsida, Malpighiales, Euphorbiaceae. The coding region runs from base 282 to 1088 and encodes 268 amino acids. The transcript has 2 exons.